Messenger RNA from Podospora bellae-mahoneyi, 228 nucleotides. RefSeq lists its product as uncharacterized. Bases 1 to 228 code for a protein of 75 amino acids. NCBI's taxonomy places the organism in Eukaryota, Fungi, Ascomycota, Sordariomycetes, Sordariales, Podosporaceae. The record is from RefSeq and is a predicted model, not a curated record. The transcript has 3 exons.
AUGUCAUGUCAGACGAGAAAGAGUUGGAAGGCCAGCUUGAUCGGGGGCACUUCCAAUCCGCCACCUGUCACCACCGUCAAUUUCCCAUCGUCGCCGUCAUCGCCAUCGACUGUCGGCACCAUCGUCAUACUACUCGCAGCCACAGCACCUGGUAUCGUGUUUCUGCGCGCUGAGAGCUGGAUCCCUAUAUUCUGCAAGCUUGUCUAUGUCCAUGAUGCCAGCGACUGA